Messenger RNA from Vicugna pacos (alpaca), 9649 nucleotides. Lineage: Eukaryota; Metazoa; Chordata; Mammalia; Artiodactyla; Camelidae. The record is from RefSeq and is a predicted model, not a curated record.
AUGGACAACGAAGGUGUGAGAGAGGUGUCCAAGGACGCAUACGAAGUGCAGACAGCCUCCCAGCUCCGGCUCCUCCUCUUGUCUCCUUUUCAUGCUCUCAGUUCUCGCAGGCCACCCAGGGGCCUCUACGCUGUCUGCACUUCCUCCCUCAUGAUGACAGCUUCGGAGUCAGGGCGGAGUGGGCUCCGGAUACGGCCAUUCUCGGCCCCUCCGGAGGCGGCCUCGGCCUGGCUGCAGCACUGCGCGCUGUCGGCCUUGGCCUCCUGGCCUCUCCUCUUCGGAGCCUCCUGGCCUGUCCUUAACCCACGCACUCCGUUCGAGUACAUGAUUCUGGCCACCAUCAUCGCCAACUGUAUCGUACUGGCUCUGGAGCAGCACCUCCCUGACGGAGACAAGACGCCCAUGUCUGAGCGGCUGGACGACACGGAGCCCUAUUUCAUCGGCAUCUUCUGCUUCGAGGCUGGGAUCAAGAUCAUCGCCCUGGGCUUCGUGCUGCACAAGGGCUCCUACCUGCGCAACGGCUGGAAUGUCAUGGACUUCGUGGUGGUCCUCACAGGGAUCCUUGCCACAGCUGGCACUGACUUUGACCUGCGGACCCUGCGGGCUGUGCGUGUGCUGCGGCCCCUGAAGCUGGUGUCUGGGAUCCCAAGUCUGCAGGUGGUGCUCAAGUCCAUCAUGAAGGCCAUGGUCCCGCUCCUGCAGAUCGGGCUGCUCCUCUUCUUCGCCAUCCUCAUGUUCGCCAUCAUUGGCCUCGAGUUCUACAUGGGCAAGUUCCACAAGGCCUGCUUCCCCAACAGCACAGAUGCAGAGCCAGUGGGCGACUUCCCCUGUGGCAAGGAGGCCCCAGCCCGGCUGUGUGAGGGCGACACUGAGUGCCGGGAGUACUGGCCGGGGCCCAACUUUGGCAUCACCAACUUUGACAACAUCCUGUUUGCCGUCUUGACGGUGUUCCAGUGCAUCACCAUGGAGGGCUGGACCGACAUCCUCUACAACACCAACGACGCAGCCGGCAACACCUGGAACUGGCUUUACUUCAUCCCCCUCAUCAUCAUCGGCUCCUUCUUCAUGCUCAACCUGGUGCUGGGCGUGCUCUCAGGAGAGUUCGCCAAGGAGCGGGAGCGGGUGGAGAACCGCCGGGCCUUCCUGAAGCUUCGCCGGCAGCAGCAGAUUGAACGGGAGCUGAACGGGUACCUGGAGUGGAUCUUCAAGGCUGAGGAAGUCAUGCUGGCCGAGGAGGACAAGAAUGCAGAGGAGAAGUCCCCGCUGGACGUGCUGAAGAGGGCGGCCACCAAGAAGAGCCGAAACGACCUGAUCCACGCGGAGGAGGGGGAGGACCGGUUUGCAGACCUCUGUGCUGCAGGUGAGUCUCCCGGGUCCUCCUGGCUCUGCGGGGCCUGCGACUGUGUGUACAGUGUGCACCCUGCUCCCUCCUGUCACCAGACUUCCCAGCCCCUGGGGCCACCCUCCCCUCCGUCCCCACUGCCCACCCCAAGUGCCGCUCCCUCCGUGUGCGGGUGUCUUUCUGGGGCUGGCCCUGGCGGGGGGGGGGGCUGUGUGUACAGCCCCUGCAAGUCCCCUCCUGCUCGUUCGUGUCAUACGCUUUGCUGGCUGCUCUUGGCUCUGUGGUCCCCCGACGUGGGUGUGGAGCCCCCAGGCACGUCCCAAGGCCGAGGGCCGUGUGUGUCACUGAUGGUAGGGGCUGCCACCUCGCUUCUAAGCCCCGUGUGCCGUCCACGUUCCCGGGACCUGCCGCCUCCGAGGGCUUGGCUUCCUCUCCGACUUGUCAGAUGGUGCAAGGGAAACCCGGGUCUUGUAUCAGGCAGAGCCUUUUCGGUUGCCUUCCUCUCAGCCUGGUACCAAGAGUCUAGAACCAGAAGUUCCCAGGCCUUUCCCCGCCCAAUGCCCUGUCAUUGUGGCUCCGCGGCAAAAGGGACCUGGUGUGGGAGGGGCCGGCCCUGGGCAGUGACAGCGUUCACCACCGGUGCCAGUCAGGGCCAGCCAGGACCCCCUUGUCCCCCCGCCACGUGGGAGCGGGUGCCCUCCUGCCUCUCGCUGACCAGGGCGCUCAGCUGCCCUGCCCGCUUCUCUGGUUCUGUGUUCGCCCCUGUCCUGGCCUCUCGUUUCCUGGCCGCCGUUGGCUUCUCUUCCGCGUCACUAACCCCCCUUGCUGGGGUCUGGAAACCGGUGCGCCUGUCGGCCUGCAGGCUCAGUCAGAGCCGGGAGCUGGUGGGCUUCAAGGGCCACGUGGGGGAUGUGGUUUGUCUCCGGCUUCUCCUAGACUUUGCAGAGUUUGUUUUCCUGGGUCUCUUCCUCACAGAGAUGUCCCUGAAGGUGUACGGCCUGGGGCCCAGGAGCUACUUCCGGUCCUCCUUCAACUGCUUCGACUUCGGGGUCAUUGUGGGGAGCAUCUUCGAGGUGGUCUGGGCGGCCAUCAAGCCGGGAACCUCCUUCGGGAUCAGUGUGCUGCGGGCUCUCCGGCUGCUGAGGAUCUUCAAAGUCACCAAGUACUGGAGCUCGCUGCGGAACCUGGUGGUGUCCCUGCUCAACUCCAUGAAGUCCAUCAUCAGCCUGCUCUUCCUGCUCUUCCUCUUCAUCGUGGUCUUCGCCCUGCUGGGCAUGCAGCUGUUCGGGGGACAGUUCAACUUUCAAGACGAGACUCCAACGACCAACUUCGACACCUUCCCUGCUGCCAUCCUCACCGUCUUCCAGAUCCUGACCGGAGAGGACUGGAACGCAGUGAUGUACCACGGGAUCGAAUCGCAAGGUGGGGUCAGCAAAGGCAUGUUUUCGUCCUUCUACUUCAUCGUCCUGACGCUGUUUGGAAACUACACCCUGCUGAACGUCUUUCUGGCCAUUGCGGUGGACAACCUCGCCAAUGCGCAGGAGCUGACCAAGGAUGAGGAGGAGAUGGAAGAAGCAGCCAAUCAGAAGCUGGCUCUGCAAAAGGCCAAAGAGGUGGCCGAAGUCAGCCCCAUGUCUGCCGCGAACAUCUCCAUCGCCGCCAGGCAGCAGAACUCGGCCAAGGCGCGCUCCGUGUGGGAGCAGCGGGCCAGCCAGCUGCGGCUGCAGAACCUGCGGGCCAGCUGCGAGGCGCUGUACAGCGAGAUGGACCCUGAGGAGCGGCUGCGCUUCGCCACCUCCCGCCACCUGCGGCCCGACAUGAAGACGCACCUGGACCUCCGGAACCACCAGCCCAAGGAGCCUCACUGUGACUUGGAGGCCAGUGGGGUCACGGGUGUGGGCCCUGUGCAGGCACUGCCCAGCACCUGUCUAGAGAAGGUGGAAGAACAGCCAGAGGAUGCAGAUAAUCAGCGAAAUGUCACUCGGAUGGGCAGUCAACCCUCGGAUCUGAGCACCACUGUACAUAUCCCAGUAACGCUGACCGGCCCCCCCGGGGAGACCACGGUUGUUCCCAGUGGUAAUGUGGACCUGGAGAGCCAAGCGGAAGGGAAGAAGGAGGUGGGCGCUGACGACCUGAUGAGGAGUGGCCCCCGCCCCAUCGUCCCACACAGCUCCAUGUUCUGCUUAAGCCCCACCAACCUGCUCCGCCGCUUCUGCCAUUACAUUGUGACCAUGCGGUACUUCGAGAUGGUCAUUCUCGUGGUCAUCGCCUUGAGCAGCAUCGCCCUGGCGGCUGAGGACCCCGUGCAGUCAGACUCGCCCAGGAACAACGCUCUGAAGUACAUGGACUACAUCUUCACAGGCGUCUUCACCUUUGAGAUGGUGAUAAAGAUGAUCGACCUGGGACUGCUGCUGCACCCUGGCGCCUACUUCCGGGACCUGUGGAAUAUCCUGGACUUCAUUGUGGUCAGUGGGGCCCUGGUGGCCUUUGCCUUCUCGUAAGCUCCAAAGGGAAAAGACAUCAACACCAUCAAGUCCCUGAGGGUCCUGCGUGUGCUGCGGCCGCUCAAGACCAUCAAGCGGCUGCCCAAGCUCAAGGCGGUGUUCGACUGCGUGGUGAACUCCCUGAGGAACGUCCUCAACAUCCUCAUCGUCUACAUGCUCUUCAUGUUCAUCUUCGCUGUCAUCGCAGUGCAGCUCUUCAAGGGGAAGUUCUUCUACUGCACGGACGAGUCCAAGGAGCUGGAACGGGACUGCAGGGGCCAGUAUCUGGACUACGAGAAGGACGAAGUGGAAGCUCAGCCCCGGCAGUGGAAGAAAUACGACUUCCACUACGACAAUGUGCUCUGGGCCCUGCUGACUCUGUUCACGGUGUCCACGGGGGAAGGCUGGCCCAUGGUGCUGAAGCACUCGGUGGAUGCCACCUACGAGGAGCAGGGCCCGAGCCCCGGGUACCGCAUGGAGCUGUCCAUCUUCUACGUGGUCUAUUUCGUGGUCUUCCCCUUCUUCUUUGUCAACAUCUUUGUGGCCUUGAUCAUCAUCACCUUCCAGGAGCAGGGGGACAAGGUGAUGUCUGAGUGCAGCCUGGAGAAGAACGAGAGGGCUUGCAUCGACUUUGCCAUCAGCGCCAAACCCCUGACACGGUACAUGCCUCAGAACAAGCAGUCUUUCCAGUACAAGACGUGGACGUUCGUGGUCUCGCCGCCCUUUGAAUACUUCAUCAUGGCCAUGAUCGCCCUCAACACGGUGGUGCUGAUGAUGAAGUUCUACGACGCGCCCUACGAGUACGAGCUGAUGCUGAAGUGCCUGAACGUGGUGUUCACGUCCAUGUUCUCCAUGGAGUGCGCCCUGAAGAUCGUCGCCUUUGGGGUGCUGAACUAUUUCAGAGAUGCCUGGAAUGUCUUUGACUUUGUCACUGUGUUGGGAAGUAUUACUGAUAUUUUAGUAACAGAGAUUGCGGAAACGAACAACUUCAUCAACCUCAGCUUCCUCCGCCUGUUCCGUGCCGCCCGGCUCAUCAAGCUGCUCCGGCAGGGCUACACCAUCCGCAUCCUGCUGUGGACCUUCGUCCAGUCCUUCAAGGCCCUGCCCUACGUGUGCCUGCUCAUUGCCAUGCUGUUCUUCAUCUACGCCAUCAUUGGCAUGCAGGUGUUUGGAAACAUCGCCCUGGAUGACGACACCAGCAUCAACCGGCACAACAACUUCCGGACGUUUCUGCAGGCCCUGAUGCUGCUGUUCAGGAGUGCCACGGGGGAGGCCUGGCACGAGAUCAUGCUGUCCUGUCUCAGCAACCGGGCCUGCGAUGAGCUCGCCAAUGCCACUGAGUGUGGGAGUGACUUUGCCUACUUCUACUUUGUCUCCUUCAUCUUCCUCUGCUCCUUUCUGAUGUUGAACCUCUUUGUGGCCGUCAUCAUGGACAACUUCGAGUACCUUACGCGGGACUCCUCCAUCCUGGGGCCGCACCACCUGGACGAGUUCAUCCGCGUCUGGGCUGAGUACGACCCGGCUGCCCGUGGGCGCAUCAGUUACAAUGACAUGUUUGAGAUGCUGAAACACAUGUCCCCGCCCCUGGGGCUGGGGAAGAAAUGCCCUGCUCGAGUUGCAUACAAGCGCCUGGUUCGUAUGAACAUGCCCAUCUCCAAUGAGGACAUGACCGUCCACUUCACGUCCACGUUGAUGGCCCUGAUCCGGACAGCGCUGGAGAUCAAGCUGGCUCCAGCUGGCACGAAGCAGCACCAGUGUGACGCAGAGUUGAGGAAGGAGAUUUCUUCUGUGUGGGCCAAUCUGCCCCAGAAGACCCUGGAUUUACUGGUGCCUCCCCAUAAACCUGACGAGAUGACAGUGGGGAAGGUGUACGCAGCUCUGAUGAUAUUCGACUUCUACAAACAGAACAAAACCACCCGGGACCAGAUUCACCAAGCUCCAGGAGGCCUGGCCCAGAUGGGCCCUGUGUCCCUGUUCCACCCUCUGAAGGCCACGCUGGAGCAGACACAGCCAGCCGUGCUCCGUGGAGCCCGUGUUUUCCUGCGGCAGAAGAGCUCGGCCUCCCUCAGCAACGGUGGGGCGGUACAAACCCAAGAGAGUGGCAUCAAGGAGUCUAUUUCCUGGGGCACCCAGAGGACCCAGGAGGUGCCCUGCGAGGUGAGGACACCUCUGGAGCGAGGCCACUCUACGGAGAUCCCGGUGGUGCAGACAGGAAAGCCGGCUGUGGAUGUCCAGAUGCAGAGCAUGGCCCUGAGAGGUCCUGACGAGGAGCCCCAACCCGGGCUGGAGAGCCAGGGCCGAGCAGCCUCCAUGCCCCGCCUGGCAGCAGAGACUCAGCCUGCCCCAGACGCCAGCCCCAUGAAGCGCUCCAUCUCCACUCUGGCGCCCCAGCGCCCCCACGUGGCUCAUCUCUGCAACGCCGCCCUGGACCGCGCUCCGGUCGGCCAGGCCGCCCCCCACCACCACCACCGCUGCCAUCGCCGCAGGGACAGGAAGCAGAAGUCCCUGGAGAAGGGGCCCAGCCUGUCCGCCGACACGGAUGGCGCACCCAGCAGCACUGCGGGGCCGGGGCCGCCCCCAGGAGAGGGGCCUGCAAGCUGUCGGCGGGAGCGCAGGCAGGAGCGGGGCCGGUCCCAGGAGCGGAGGCAGCCCUCCUCCUCCUCCUCUGAGAAGCAGCGCUUCUACUCCUGCGACCGCUUUGGGGGCCGUGAGCCCCCACAGCCCAAGCCCUCCCUCAGUAGCCACCCUACAUCGCCAGCGGCCGGGCAGGAGCCAGGACCCUCGAGACAGGGUGGUGGUUCGGUGAACGGGAGCCCCCUGCUGUCAACAUCUGGUGCUAGCACCCCUGGCCGAGGUGGGCGGAGGCAGCUCCCCCAGACCCCGCUGACCCCCCGACCCAGCAUCACAUAUAAGACGGCCAACUCGUCGCCCGUCCACUUUGCCGGGGCUCAGACCAGCCUCCCUGCCUUCUCCCCCGGCCGGCUUAGCCGCGGCCUUUCGGAACACAACGCUCUGCUCCAGAGAGACCCCCUCAGCCAGCCCCUGGCCCCCAGCUCUCGGAUCGGCUCCGACCCCUACCUGGGGCAGCGUCUGGACAGCGAGGCUGCCGCCCGCACCCAGCUGGAGGACACGCUCACCUUUGAGGAGGCUGUGGCCACCAACUCAGGCCGUUCCUCCCGGACUUCCUACGUGUCCUCCCUGACCUCCCAGUCCCACCCCCUCCGCCGUGUGCCCAACGGCUUCCACUGCACUCUGGGCCUCAGCUCGGGUGGCCGGGCGCGGCACAGCUACCACCACCCCAGCCAAGACCACUGGUGCUAGCCGCACCUCGGCCGCCACUGCAGGCACCUGCCCGGCGGGCGCGUCCCAGGCGAUGAGUUUUAUCAUCCGUGCUGGGCUCCGGGGGCACCGGCGGCUCUGAGCUGUGGGCAGCGGCCCCUGGGAGCAGGGCCUCGCGCCGUCUCCCUCCUUCACACCAGAUGGAUCGCUGAAGCCCCUUUGGAGGGGGCGUGGCUCUCUCUGGCCCUCACUUGGGCCUCCCUGGGUCUCAGCACAGGCCGGACAGAGGACGCGUCUGUGUGCUGAGUGGGCAGGGACAGGACCAGGAUCCCGUGCGCGCUGGGAACCUUUCCCAGGAGGCCUGAGGCCUGUCGGGACCAUCCUUUAUCUAGACGUGCGGUACGAGGAGCAGGCGAGACUCAGGGCAAAGUUGGUGGUAAACAGGGCAGGUCUCGCCUGCGUCUUCAAACCCCUGUGCCUCCGCACCUGAAAUGGCCAAGGGGCACUAGAAACACUCAGAUACUCUGUUCCCCCCCGACACCGUCACCCUGACAGGGACCAAAUCUGGAAACCGUUCUUGCUGUUGAUUUAGGUUUUUUUAAUCACAAUACCCUUCACUCUUUUUUGUCGAUUCUAUAUACUUGGUCAAAACCACCACCACCACCACAACAAAACCCCAGAAUAACGGGGAAGGGAGUGUUAACUGUAAAAAGUCAAACCUCCAGGGGGAGCUCAGCUUUUCAGGGCGUGUGUCUGUGGCUUACUGAGGAGAGGCUGUGUGUCCAGUCCGGGCGGCCCACCAGACCACCCCUGGAUCCCACUGCUCUCGACCAAGUGCCUGACUUCCAAGCCCCUAGCGUGGGCUCCUGGGGGCGCGACGGGAGGCCUGUGUGAACCGCGAGCGGGUUUUGUGGAAACUGUUCCAAACAGCAACUGAGUAGAGAGCUGAGGUGGUGGGGAGCACCCAGAAAGCGUCCAGCAGGCGGCUGUAGCUGGAAAUGAAGCAGCUGCUGCCUGGUUCUCCUCGCACGAGUAGCCGCCACAAGGCAGUGUGGACGUGGCUGAUUCUCAGGGAUGGGGCACUGGCAGGCAGGGCGUCCUUGCUGGAGUCCUGCAAGUGUCUUCUUGCAGAAGGCCUGGUGGGUGAGGUGGGGGCAGGACAGGGUGGACAGGGUCGGAGCAGAAGAGGGCAGCGUCGGGAGCCGCGCCUGCAAAGAGGCCGGAGCUCAGAGGAGGUGGAGGGUGAGGGAGCAGCUACUGUGCUGAGGUCGGGUGUCGGAGCCCACGCCUGUCGGGCACAGGAAGUGGAGAAGCAGGCGGCAGAGCCAAGUCCACCUCUGUGGCCCCUCUCGAAAGGGGAAGACCACAGUUAAGACGUUGUCAUAAAACACUAGAGACUCUGUUUUGUGAACUAAAGGAGUGUUUGGAUGAGCAGAUUCUGGUGUGUCUCCAUGUUGUGGAAGUGAAAUGGUCCCUUUGCUGGAUCAUCUGAGCCUCCCAUUGGCUUUUACCCCACGGUUCUCCUUAAAGAAACUUGGUGUGUGAGGUGUGUGCGUGUCUGUGUGUCCCAGUGAGUGGAUGCUGUGAACCCGUAGGGCUAUGCAACAAAGACACACAUUUAUUAGAAAUAAAACACACAAGACGCCACCUGUUCUAGGGUUUCAGCAUGAUUGUGAUCAAACCGUUUUAUAGAAUUUCCUUACUAGCAGGCACAACACUCUGAAACUUUAAGAUACCAGAGUAUUUUACUCCAAUAGGAUGUAAUUAAAAUCGGAACCUCGGACUGUGCAUGUUCUCAUUGGGUCCUGUUUCAAAACGGAAGGGUGUGAACUUUAAAUGCUGGUGUUUUGUGUCUGGUCCCCCAGCCCGUUUUAUUUUGAAUGUAUUCAUUCUGUGCAGAACCACAGCUGCUUCCCCGGGCCAUGCUGGGUGGAGAAUCCAUUUUUCUAGACCCGCACAGCCUUGCUGGCUUGUCUGGCUUCCUCUAGACACUGGAAUUGGAGACAAUUACCAAGAGGGGGAGGAGGUAGUGUCUUGUGUUCCCGACUCUGCGUUUUGUUUCUGUGCUGUCUCUUCUCAACUAUCACGUUUCCCCUGGAACCUCAUAGUGAGUUGCCAAAUUUGAAAUGCAUCAACCAGUUGUCUGCAUCUGGAACCAGUCAAGCAGUGGCUGUAGUUUGAACAAGUUACGUGUGCAUGUAAAAUAUAUACAUAUAUACAUAUAUUCCAGUAUGUGCAUGAAGUGUAUAUCUUCGUACUUUUUGAUACAAUGUAUUCAUUUGUUAAUUUUUAAUUAUAUUUGAUAUAAAUCAAAGGUUUGUUGCAAAACUUUAUAUUUAAGAACAGUGUUAAAAAAAAAAAAGAGAAGUCCCAACCAUGCAACACAACUGGGACUUGCUUUAAAAAAAAAUUUCUGUGAUUGACUAGUUUGCUGCCUGAGUAAUAUUUAUCAGCCAAACUUUGGAUUCUGCUGUUGUUUCUACAAUGACAUUUUGUAUGAAGCAAAGUCCUUGGAUUAAAAUAAAACUUAGCAAAAAAUCAAAAA